Messenger RNA from Lentinula edodes (shiitake mushroom), 1611 nucleotides. RefSeq lists its product as uncharacterized. The transcript has 5 exons. The record is from RefSeq and is a predicted model, not a curated record. Lineage: Eukaryota; Fungi; Basidiomycota; Agaricomycetes; Agaricales; Omphalotaceae. The coding region runs from base 38 to 1366 and encodes 442 amino acids.
ACCAUUCUCUUUCACAUUGAACGCCCCAGUGUGUAAAAUGCCCAAAGAUUCCUCGAGACCCAGCCUUCCUACAUUAUCGUCAGAUUUUGCACUUCCAUCUAGCUCGAUUGCGAGCACCUCUUCUGUAACACUCGAGGAUACAAGUUUCGUUCUUCACAGAUUUCGAAGACCGAGUCUUCUAACUCCCAAGGCGACACAUUUAUCAGAAACCCGCCUUCACAGCCCUCUCGUCAGCUCUUUCACUCUUCAACCGUCUCCAAUAAAGCGAAAGGCACAUUCAGAUGAUGAGGACUCUCCGAUGUACAGGGACCGCGCUGGCAGAGAGAGUUCCCCAUCUAGCAGCUCCGAGAACCCCACUCCCCCACUUGCCGUGCAAGAAAAUAGCGAAGAAUCAGAAGAUGGGGGGAAAGUGGUUAAAGCUAAGUCGCUGCGUACCCCGCCCCGGAAAGCAUCGACAUCGGCUAUAGAUAAUCACCUUAUACCCAGGCGUCGUCUAUCCUACCCGCUUCAGGUCAAACAACCCCGAAUAUUAAAUCUUCUUGCAGAAUCCCGUCCCGUCGAAGACGAAGUGAAAUCGGAGGCUGCAUUCCAACGUUUAGUGGCUGCGGGGGCCGAGCUUCCCAUGCAGCCCCGCACGCCAAGCACGAUGUCUAAUCGUGGCCGUUACCCAGAAGAAGCAUGCGAAGACGAUUAUCAGCGCGAAGAGACACCGAGUGACGAUGAAGGGGAGGACGAGCCUUCUUAUGCUUCAAGCAUGAGUGAACCCAUUGCUAUUAGGAAUCGCACGCCUGCCGGUAGUGUCAAUGGUGAUGAUCUGAACACCAUGAGUAUUUCAGAAAGUCCCAGUUUUUCGAGCAUAUCAAGCAUGGCUAUGGACGUCGACGUACCAUCUGCGUCCCCUUCCAUUUCCUCGCUUUCGUCCACUCCAAUACAUCAUUGGCGCUACACCCCUCCCCCGACUACCAGUGUCGUGCGGUCAAACAAACGUAAACUGGAUGAUCGGUUCGAUCCCUACCCGGCAGCUUCCAAGCGGCGUGCUGUUUCCCCUUCCCUUACUUUUCUACGGGAAUCACAUCCAAAUGUUGGAUCACCAAAAACUCGCAACACUCCACGCCUCCCAAUCUCUAUCCCAGUAGCUGUACCUGGGUCCAAUAAUAAUUCCGCCACCUCUUCGCCGACUUUUUCUGGCUCAUUCUCAACCUCAUUCUCGAGAACAGUGCCUGUCACAUCGAGUCCAACACUCCGUGCAUCUAUGGGUUUAGCUAGCCCUAUCCUUCGGCCGCUAGUCCGUGGCAUUAGACGGGAUGGAGAGGAGAAGGAAGUUGAAGGGGCUGGCGAAGCAGUGGGAGGCUUAAGUCUUGGGUGAUUCAUAGGUCAAAUAAGAAUUGUGCUUCCAUUAUUCUCACAACUUCAUGAAGAUCAACGUAUGACAGGGGUAUUGUUUGUGUUCUGUGGCUGCAUUGAUGUACUUGGCGUUAUCUUCUCAUUUUUUCGACUUCGUUAGACACAAACGAAUCUCAUCAUUGGCCGACUACAUAAUACACGUUGUAAUGACUGUGUUCAAACGUUCAACACAUCAUUGGAACGUUUCAAAGCAGCUACUACAAUUUC